Carassius carassius (crucian carp) is the source of this 8107-nucleotide messenger RNA. RefSeq names its product myosin XVIIIA b (gene myo18ab). Bases 216 to 6473 code for a protein of 2085 amino acids. The record is from RefSeq and is a predicted model, not a curated record. Gene Ontology annotation, molecular function: ATP binding; cytoskeletal motor activity; protein binding. Gene Ontology annotation, cellular component: myosin complex. The transcript is spliced from 43 exons. NCBI's taxonomy places the organism in Eukaryota, Metazoa, Chordata, Actinopteri, Cypriniformes, Cyprinidae.
UACAACAGUGCUCGCCUGCUCACGUUCAGCUGCGCCCAUCUAGAGGAUAGAGCGAACAGAAACAAACCCGUUCCCUGCCAAAAACUGGAUAUCUCACUACGGGAGCUGUAAUUAAUCCAUUCUGGAUGUACAGAAGCCUCUCUGUAUGGAAAAAUCGCUUUCUUGUGAAAACAUUGGUGCUUCUGUAGUGGAACGUAAACUAAUUUGGGGACAGUAUGUUCAACUUGAUGAAAAAAGACAAGGAGAAGGAUGGCGUCAGGAAGGAGAAAAAAGACAAGAGAGACCGGAGGGAACGGAUGUCAGCGGCUGAGCUCCGAAGCCUGGAUGAGAUGAGCAUGAGACGGGGUUUCUUCAACCUCAACCGGAGCUCCAAACGGGACUCCAAGAACAAGUUGGAGAUCUCGAACCCGAUACCUAUUAAAGUCGCCAGCAGCACUGAGCUCAACCUGACCGACAUUGAGUCGGAUGGCCUCAGUAACCGCAGCAGCAUGGUUCUGGAUGCAGAUCAGCUCAGCGCGGCCAGUUCCAGUGACGAUCUGAAGGGUGAUUACGGCCAAGAUGGCCACCGGAGCUCUGUUAAGGAGCGGGCGGCCAGAUUCGGCUCCCUCGCCAUGCAGAACUCACAAAUGGGUUCCAUCAUGAAGCGCUUCUCCUUUUCUCAGAGGAAUAAAGAAGAAAGUCCAUCCGAAGGUUCCACACCUUCUGGGCAGAACUCGGCUGCCCCGUCUCCACAGGUAGAAAGCAAGAUCUUUGACCCCCAGCGUAAGCCAAGUCUCCAGAAUCAUCUGCAAAAACCUUCUACUGGGAAAAAGGUGCAGAUUCCUGAGAUUGUGGAUAAGACGUUUCCAGCAGACCUCCGGUUGCCUGCGGUUGUGCCACCGCAGACGCCUGAAGUUCGCGAACUGGUUCUUCAGAGGCGGAACACUGGGGAUUUUGGGUUCUCCUUGCGGCGCACCACCAUGUUGGACCGUGGCACGGAUGGAGGUGUAUAUCGCAGAGUGGUCCACUUUGCGGAACCAGGUGCUGGUACCAAGGACCUGGCUCUUGGGUUGGUUCCCGGAGACCGGCUGGUGGAGAUCAAUGGGCGAAAUGUGGAGAACAAGAACAGGGAUGAGAUCGUGGAGAUGAUUCGGCAAUCAGGCGACACGGUUCGGCUGAAAGUUCAGCCCAUCCUGGAGUUAAGCGAGCUGAGCCGAUGCUGGCUGAGGAACACCGAAGGGCUGCGGCGGGAAGCAUUUGACGAACAGGUGGAGGAGGAUCCCGUGGCAAUCCUAAAGGCAGACCAUGCUGCUGCCGCCCAUCCUAAGGUGAAAACAGAGGAGCAGAUCGCCGCAGAGCAAGCAUGGUAUGGUUCAGAGAAGGUGUGGCUGGUCCACAAGGAUGGAUUCUCUCUGGCCACUGUGGUGAAGACAGAGACUGGCAGUCUACCAGAGGGGAAAGUGAAAAUCAAACUGGAGCAUGAUGGGACAGUACUGGACGUGGACGAGGAUGACAUCGAGAAGGCGAACCCGCCGUCAUUUGACCGCUGUGAGGACUUGGCAGCUCUGCUCUACCUGAAUGAGUCCAGUGUCAUGCAUUCCUUGCGCCAGCGCUAUGGAGGAAAUCUCAUCCACACAUACGCAGGACCCAACAUGGUGAUCAUCAACCCUACUAGCGCCCCCUCCAUGUACUCAGAGAAGGUGAUGCACAUGUUCAAAGGCUGUCGACGAGAAGACACAGCCCCUCAUAUAUAUGCAGUAUCCCAAUCCGCCUACCGAAACCUUUUGACAACACGACAGGACCAGUCCAUCGUACUGCUGGGAAAGAGCGGUAGUGGCAAGACCACAAACUGCCAGCAUUUAGUCCAGUACCUGGUUUCUAUCGCUGGCAGCGCUGGAAAGAUCUUUACUGCUGAGAAAUGGCAAGCGGUCUACACAAUCUUAGAGGCCUUUGGAAACAGUGCCACCUCCAUGAACAAUAACGCAAGCCGCUUCUCCCAAAUCGUCUCACUGGAUUUUGACCAGGCUGGUCAGGUGGCCUCAGCCUCUAUUCAGACCAUGCUGCUGGAGAAGCUGAGAGUGGUAAAAAGACCAGAGACUGAGUCCACUUUUAAUGUUUUUUAUUACAUGAUGGCUGGAGCAGACAGCACACUUAGAACGGAGUUGCAUUUUAACCACUUUGCUGAGAACAGUGCUUUUGGAAUUGUGCCUCAAACUAAGUCUGAGGACAAGCAAAAGGCAUCACAACAGUUCACUAAACUGCAGGCAGCUAUGAAGGUGUUGGGCAUCUCUUCUGAUGAACAGAAAGCUCUGUGGCUCAUCCUUGGAGCCAUAUACCACCUUGGAGCUGCGGGGGCCACGAAAGCAGAGGCUGAUGAAGCGGGCCGGAAGCAAUUUGCGCGUCACGAGUGGGCACAGAAGGCAGCUUACCUCUUGGGUUGUACCCUAGAAGAGCUCUCGUCUUCUAUCUUCAAACACCAGCCCAAAGGAACCUUACAGAGAUCCACCUCGUUCCGCCAGGGACCAGAUGAUGUUGGGACAGGAGACAACUCGGCUCCAAAGAUCACAGCUCUGGAGUGUCUGGAGGCCAUGGCUGCUGGGCUCUACUCUGAACUCUUUACUCUGGUCAUCUCGCUUGUUAACCGAGCGCUGAAGUCGAGUCAACAUUCCCUGUGCUCUCUGCUUAUUGUGGACACACCGGGAUUCCAGAACCCAAAGCUGACCAAGCGAGACCGUGGAGCCACCUUUGAGGAGCUGUGCCACAACUACACCCAAGAACGUCUCCAAACGCUUUUCCACGAACGUACUUUUGUACAGGAGCUAGAGCGCUACAAGGAGGAAAACAUAGAGCUUGCAUUAGAUGACAUAGAGUCCAGUACAUCACUGUCUGUAUCAGCUAUAGACCAAGCCUCCACUCAAGCAUUGGUACGGACCUUGGCCAGGACAGAUGAGGCGAGGGGCCUGCUGUGGCUGAUGGAGGAAGAAGCUCUGCAGCCCGGGGGCUCGGAGGAAACUCUAUUGGAGAGACUCUUCAGUUAUUACAACCCUGUGGAUGGAGAGAGCAAAGGCCCCGCCCUGCUGCUGAAGAGUGAGAAGGCGCAUCACUUCCUGUUGGGUCACAGCCAUGGAACUGACUGGGUGGAGUAUGAUGCUAGCGGCUGGUUGAGCCAUGCCAAACAGAAUCCUGCCUCUCAGAAUGCAGCCAUUUUACUGCAGGACUCUCAGAAGAAGAAUAUCAGCGGCUUGUUUAUGGGGCGUUCAGGGGGUGCCACAGUUUUGUCAGGCUCUAUUGCUGGGCUUGAGGGCGGAUCACAGUUGGCCCUGCGCAGGGCCACAAGCAUGAGAAAGACCUUCACUACUGGUGUGGCCGCUGUUAAGAAGAAGUCCCUCUGCAUCCAGAUUAAACUACAAGUGGAUGCGCUGAUAGACACAGUGCGGCGAUCCAGGGUGCACUUCGUGCACUGUUUGCUGCCUAAAGCGGAGACUUCGGCUGGGGAUUUGAAGGUGCUGGGAAGACCCUCUUCUCGCUCUGGGGAGAUAGAGGCACACGGAGAAAGCUGUGACAAUGGCCUCAUGCAGCUGGAUGUGUGCUUGCUCCGGGCACAGCUCCGCGGCUCCAAACUGCUCGACGCCCUGCGUAUCUACCGCCAAGGUUAUCCCGAUCAUUUGGUCUUUUCGGAGUUCCGUCGCCGCUUUGAUGUGCUGACCCCCCACCUGACGAAGAAACAUGGGCGGAACUACAUCGUAACCGAUGAGAAAAGGGCUGUUGAAGAGCUGCUGGAGUCUCUUGAGCUGGAAAAAAGCAGUUAUCACAUGGGCUUGAGCAGGGUGUUCUUCAGGGCAGGUGUUUUGGCUAAGCUAGAGGAGCACAGAGAUAUCCAGACCAGACGCAACAUCACCCUGUUUCAGGCAGCUUGCAGGGGCUACUUGGCACGACAAGCCUUCAAGAAGAGGAAGAUCCAGCACAUGGCAAUCCGCUGCAUCCAGAAAAACAUCAAGAAGAACCGGGGUGUGAAAGGCUGGCCGUGGUGGAAGCUCUUCACCACCGUCCGUCCUCUCAUCGAGGUUCAGCUUACAGAGGAACAGAUCCGCGGCAAAGACGAGGAAAUUCAGCAACUCAAGUUGAAGCUGGAGAAAGUGGAGAAGGAGAGGAAUGAAUUGAGACUCAAUAGUGACCGACUGGAAAGCAAGAUCACAGAACUCUCAUCAGAGCUCGCCGAUGAGCGCAACACGGGCGAAUCCGCCUCGCAGCUGCUGGAAUCUGAGACCUCGGAUAGACUGAGGCUAGAGAAAGACAUGAAAGAUCUACAGGCCAAGUUUGACACUAUGAAGAAGCAGAUGGAGUCUAUGGAGAUGGAGGUGAUGGAGGCACGACUCAUACGGGCAUCAGAGCUCAAUGGGGAAAUGGACGACGAUGACACUGGAGGAGAAUGGAGGCUCAAGUAUGAGAGAGCCAUCAGAGAGAUUGAGUUUACCAAGAAGAGACUCCAGCAAGAGUUCGAUGACAAACUAGAGGUGGAGCAGCAAAACAAGAGGCAGCUCGAGAGAAAGCUGACAGACCUGCAGGCGGACAAUGAAGAGGUGCAGCGUGUGGCGCAGCAGCUGAAGAAGAAAUGCCAGAGACUGACAGCCGAGCUGCAGGACACCAAACUGCACCUGGAAGGGCAGCAGAGCCGCAACCACGACCUGGAGAAAAAACAGCGAAAGUUUGACUCCGAGCAGACUCAGGCUCAAGAGGAGGUUCAGAGAGAGAAGAGUCAGCGGGAAAAACUGAGCAGAGAGAAAGACAUGCUGACCGGGGAAGUGUUCAGCCUCAGACAACAACUGGAGGAUAAGGAUCUGGAGAUAUGUGCUGUCAAUCUGAAGCUCGAGCAAAUGGAAGCAGAGCUUCAAGAUCUGAACUCACAGGAGACAAAGGAUGAAGCAUCAUUGGCCAAGGUUAAAAAGCAGCUUCGUGACCUGGAGGCAAAGGUCAAAGAUCAAGAAGAAGAGCUUGAUGAACAGGCUGGGACCAUUCAGAUGCUCGAGCAGGCCAAGCUGCGUCUGGAGAUGGAGAUGGAGAGACUGAGACAGACACAUUCGAAAGAGAUUGAGAGCAAAGACGACGAGGUGGAGGAGAUCAGACAGUCCUGCAGCAAGAAGCUCAAGCAAAUGGAGGUGCAGCUGGAGGAGGAGUAUGAAGAGAAGCAGAAGGUCUUGCGGGAGAGGAGAGACCUGGAAGCCAAGCUGAUGAGCGCUCAAGACCAGGUGAGCCACAGAGAUGUGGAAACAGAAAAGCGUCUAAGGAAAGACCUGAAGCGCACAAAGGCCUUGCUGGCUGAUGCCCAGAUCAUGCUGGAUCACCUGAAGAACAAUGCUCCAAGCAAGAGAGAGAUCGCUCAGCUCAAGAACCAGCUCGAGGAAUCGGAGUUCACAUGUGCUUCUGCAGUCAAAGCCCGAAAGUCAAUGGAAGUGGAGAUCGAGGACCUCCAUGUCCAAAUGGAUGACAUAUCUAAAUCCAAGCAGGCACUUGAGGAGCAGCUGAGUCGACUGCAGAGGGAGAAGAAUGACCUGCAGUCUCGCAUGGAGGAGGAUCAGGAGGACAUGAACGAACUCAUGAAGAAACACAAAGCCGCUGUUGCCCAGUCCUCACAGAACCUGGCCCAGAUCAGUGACCUGCAGGCCCAGCUGGAGGAGGCCAUGAAGGAGAAACAGGAUGUCCAGGAGAAGCUCACAGCCCUGCAGAGUCAGCUAGAGUUCCAAGAGCAGUCCAUGGUGGACAAGUCUCUGGUCAGCCGGCAGGAGGCCAAGAUCCGUGAGCUGGAGACCAAGCUGGAGUUUGAGAAGACACAGGUCAAACGCAUGGAGAGUCUUGUAGCAAGGCUGAAAGAGAAUCUCGAGAAAUUGACUGAGGAACGAGACCAACGUAGUGCCAGCGAGAACCGUGAGAAAGAGCAGAACAAGCGUCUCCUGAGGCAGAUCCGAGACGUCAAGGAGGAGAUGGCCGAGCUGGCCAAGAAAGAAGCAGAAGCCAGCCGCAAGAAACACGAGCUGGAAAUGGAUAUUGAGAGUUUGGAAGCAGCCAACCAGAGUCUCCAGGCAGAUCUCAAGCUGGCCUUCAAGAGGAUCGGAGACCUCCAGGCUGCUAUUGAGGACGAAAUGGAGAGUGAUGACAAUGAGGAUCUCAUCAACAGUUUACAAGACAUGGUGACUAAGUAUCAGAAACGAAAGAACAAGAUCGAGGGCGCCUCUGAUACAGACUCUGAGGUGGAGGACCGCGUUGAUGGGGUGAAGUCAUGGCUGUCCAAAAACAAGGGCUCUGCCAAGAACCUGUCAGAUGAUGGUAGUCUGAAGAGCUCAAGCCCACCCUCCAGUCGCAGACGCUUCUGCCUUGACAGAUCUGACGAGGAAGAGGAAGAAGAAAAAGAGGAAGGGAGCACGGGCCGAAGCACCUACCGCUCUCGCUAUAAACGCAGCAGCUACCUGAACGACAGCGAUGGCGAGACCACCGCAUAACCGCCCCCCACACACACAUUCACAUGCACUCAUGUUCAUAAAAGGAGGACUCAAUAUCAGUGUUUUCCUUGAACCCGAAUCCAGGAUUUCAGCAAGAGAGGAGCAUGAUGGAACGCACUCUGGCAAAGAUAUAUCCCUCAUUUCUUUCGACUUAGAUUAUUAGUAUUUUUUCACAUUUAGAGCUUUAAAGGGUUUGUACAGCAUCAUGAAUCACAGCACUGUUGACUCUUUCCUCUUUGUGUACUUUUAAUUCUGACGUUCUUCCACUUCCUUUCUAAAUAAGCAGUGACUUUACCAAACGCUGUGCUUGCAUUCUUACUCCGGUCAGGAUUCAGUAAUGGAUAUUGCUCGAGGCAACAUGCUACAGCCUCUUGCAUGGUCAGGCCUGAGCCAAAGAUCCAUGGCAUCGUGUAAACGUGAAUUUGCAAAGAAAAUAUUGUAUUACCAAAAAAAAAAAAGAAGCAUUGUUUUAGGUAUGUGAGCAUAUUAGUUUUUUGUUCUUGACUAGAGUCGAGGUGGGAUUGAUUUAAGACCACCUUCCUCUACAUUUUCGCUUUCAUAUGGUGAAGGAUUCAUGUUUUUUGCUCGAGUAAGAGAGGAAGUACAUUUCUCCUCUCUGUCUUCACUUUGUUUUGAUGUUUUAUGUGGAGACGGAAAAAAAAGCGAUCAGGUCAAUGAUACGAGAACAGGGCAGCGUUUCAGGAUGUUCAGGUCUGGACUCUCAAACCUUUUUUUGCUUCAUAAUAUGCCUUGCUUGUUCUGUUUUGACUGAAUUGACUAAGUGCUCGCUCAUAGUAGACCUUGUAUGGUUCAGUGUUUUUUUUUUCCCCAUACUUUUUUGUUUUGGUUUUUGUUGUUGUUCUCAGGCUUUUUUGUUUUGGUUAUCAUAGAUGUCUGGCUUUCCCAAGGGAAUGCCCAUAUUCUUGGCUAUAUGGGGCAUUGUGGUAAUUUAUCACCCAACUAUACCAAUACUGGAUAAACCGCUUCAAAGUUGCUUUUUGUGCUGAUAUGAUGCGACCAGAAGCACGAGAUGGAGACGUUUGACAGAACCGAUACUGUGAAAUCCCAGCUUCCCUGCGGCAUGUAUUCACAUUGGAUUCUUCAGUAUUUUUGGCCUUACCUAAUGACUUUGAGACUCAAUUGAACCUCUUCGGACAAGCACCCCAUUGUUGCCUUCUGUUGUUUUGUUGUUUGCUUUCAUUGUAGUAUUUAUGAUCUAGCGUUGAUGGAUUGAGCGAAGCUGGCAAAAUAUAAAGCAACAGCAUAUGAAAUGGCAAUGAAAGGAUGUCAUUGCUUCUCUUUGAUUUUUAAAGGGAGACCGUGUGGGUAUUUUACAUGGUUUUAUAGACCCUCUGCAAAGGUCAACCACUUUAUCCUCUUUUCUAUGCACUCAGUAUUUGUUUUAAUAUGAAAAAUUAGCAUUUUAUGAUGUUUCUGGCUAAUUAUGGCAACAAGAUGCAUAACGUUUGCUGGCUGUACACAUUAAUAUAAAAAUAUAUAAAUAUCUGUAUGAUUCAUUCUAGCUUUCAAAAUAGCUCAUGUUUAUUUUCUUUAUUGAAUAAAUGACCACUUGAUAAGUAAUAAUGUUGCAUUACAGUUUAAUAUAUUGUAAAUAAAUGAUGGUGAUUGUUUUA